AUGGACUCUGCAACCGCCUUGGGGGCGAGCGUGGUUGGGCUGAAUACCACCGCGCUCUUACUCUUAUUCUAUGCUAUUCGCCCAUCGGAGGCAGACGCCCGGAAAGAGCGGCGGUUGCUGAAUUUGAAGAGAAUACGCAUCGGGACUUUCGUCAUUGUGACCCUGGGCCAGGCUGGCAUCGGUGCAUGGCGAGCAAUCCAGGGCAGGUUCAUGCUGGGCAUGUACGAUGCCCAACUAGUAUCCACCGCUAUCCUUUGGGCCCUGACGGCGGUAUCCCUGAUCGCGACAUGGCCGCGGCAGGGGGCCGUAUCUCUGCUGCCGGUGGUUCUGAUGUCGUUGUUGGUGGUGGGACUGCAGAUGGCCGCAGAUUGCCUCCAUAACACCGCUCAGGACUUCAACCAUGAUGACCGUAUCGCGGGUCAUACACCCUCCACCUUCUUCCCGUACCCGGCCCACACACCCUACUCAAUGCACUGCCGUACGUGCCGCCCGCCACCCAUUCCCUUCUCCCCCACCGAGAAGGAGAAGGCCAAGGAGGCGGAGAAGCGCGCGUCCAAGAAGCGCCCCGCCUCCCGCACCCAGAGAACUGCUCGGGCCUUCCGGUAUAUGUGGCCAGAGAGCCGACCUCUCAGGCUGAGACUGGUGGCCUGCUUCAUGCUCGUACUGGCGGAGCGUUGCGUAAACUUGGCCGUACCGGUGCUGUACAAACACAUGGUGGACGAGCUUAGCGGUACGGCGACAAAUGGCGGUAGCGGCGGGGGAGAUAGCACGCUGGUGGAGGCGUCUAGGAGACUGGCGGGCGCGUCGUUGCGGGUGAUGGCGGCCGCCGCCGCCGCUGCCACGAAUGGCGGCGGCGAUGGCGGCGGCGGCGUCGGUGAUGUUGCCAGCAGGCGCAAUACCGAUGGCCGUGCUGUAGAUGGCGCAGCGAUGGUAGGCUCUGCAGGUGCUGGUGCUGUUGGAGCAGAUGUGGUGGUGGAUGAGGUUCAUCAGCAGUUGUUGAAGGCCGCUUACGGAGUUCUGAAGGCCGCCCAGCAGCUCAGUUUUUGGAGUGUGUUCUACCCCUGGGUGUUCGCCUACCUGGUCUUCUACUUCCUCAGGGGCGGUAGCGGCAUGGAGGGCCUCCUGGCCAACAUGCGCGACCUGGACACGGUGUCCAUCGUGCUAUUCAACGUGACUGGGGGGGGCCCAACUUGGGAGUGGGGGCGCGUGGGGGGUUUGGGGGGGGUGGAGAUUCAGAAGGCGCUCGUGGACGUGGAGAGCAUGUUCGAGCUGCUCGACACGGAGCCGCUAGUGCGGGACGCGCCCGGUGCCGUGUCUCUGCGGGUGGGGGCGGGCAGGGUGGACUUCGCCCGGGUGGUGUUCGGAUACAACCCCGCAUCGCCCGUGCUGAGAGGGGACACCGUCAUGUUCAACGAUACGGUCAUGUACAACAUUCGGUACGGCAGGACGGACGCCACGGAUGCGGAGGCACGCCACCGUCCACCUCCGCCACCUCCACAUGCACCUCUACCCCGCGAGGCGGGUGCUCGCCUCUCCCGUGGGUCAAACGAUGAUGCGGACCUCAUGUCGCCGCCAGCAUCCCCCGGGGGCUGCCUUCUAGGGCUGGACGCCGCCGCCGUCUCGUCGUCGGCGUCGUCACCGCCACCGGCGGCCGCGGCACCGCCAGCGGGUGCGCAUGUGGGGAUGGCGGCGCCGGCGUCGCUGCGAGGCCGCCACGCCAGUGGGAACUCGUUUGGGGCUGCGGCCGAGCAGUAG
Volvox carteri f. nagariensis is the source of this 1755-nucleotide messenger RNA. RefSeq lists its product as uncharacterized. Bases 1 to 1755 code for a protein of 584 amino acids. NCBI's taxonomy places the organism in Eukaryota, Viridiplantae, Chlorophyta, Chlorophyceae, Chlamydomonadales, Volvocaceae. Gene Ontology annotation, molecular function: ATP binding. The transcript is spliced from 12 exons. Gene Ontology annotation, cellular component: membrane. The record is from RefSeq and is a predicted model, not a curated record.